GCUUGCUGUGGUGACACAGUCUCAGACACCUCCGGGGAAAUGAAACACAGCUGACGAGGGCUGAAGCAAGAAGCUGGUCCGAAGAGCAGCAGGCUGCCCCGAAAAUGGCCAGACUCGUCCUUCUGUUGGCAGCCCUGGUAGUCAGCCACCAUGCCUCUGCAGCCCCUUCGUCGUUUCAGCCCGGUCUGGUCCGGGACAUGGCUAAAGUUCUCCUGGACAACUACUGCUUUCCCGUGAACAUGGCUGAAAUGCAAGAGUCGAUAGAGCGAGCAAUGAGCAGCGGCGAGAUUCUCCUCGUAUCAGAUCCUACAAAGCUGGCAGCCGUGUUGACUGCUGGUGUGCAAGGGGCACUCAACGACCCGCGGCUCAUUGUUUCCUAUGAGCCCAACACGUCCCCCUCGAAACCAGACGCCAUCCCACCGCUUCCUCCAGAUCAGCUGGUCAGUAUCAUCAAGCAUUCUGUCAAGUACGAAGUCCUGGAGAACAAUAUCGGCUACUUGAGGAUUGACCACGUUAUUGGAGAGAACAUCAUCGAGACCGUUGGCCAGCUUCUCGUUGACAGCGUUUGGAACAAUGUCAUGCACACUUCUUCUCUAAUACUGGACCUUCGUUACAGUACGACAGGGCAAGUCUCUGGCAUCCCAUACAUCGUGUCCUAUUUUUCUGAAGCUGAGCCUCUUAUUCACAUCGACACAGUUUAUGAUCGGCCUUCCAACACUACGAAAGAAUUUUGGACGCUGCCGUCCGUUCUGGGACAGAGGUAUAGAAAAGAUAAAGAUUUAAUUAUUCUAAUAAGCAAGCACACUAUCGGAGUUGCUGAGGAUGUCGCCUACACUUUAAAGCAUUUGAACAGAGCUAUCACCGUAGGUGAGAGGUCCGCCGGGGGAUCGCUAAAAAUCGAGAAGCUUCAGAUAGGAAAGUCAGAAUUUUAUAUCACUGUGCCUGUUGCAAGAUCCAUUAACCCCAUUACCGGUCAAACAUGGGAGGUAAAUGGAGUAUUCCCGUGUGUAACUGUGAAUGCAGAGGAUGCUCUCAAGAAAGCAAUAUCCAUCCUGGCAGUGAGAAGUGCUACUCCUAAAGUUGUCCAUUCGGUCUCGGACACAAUUAAGAGGUACUAUUCAUUUGUGGACAGAGUUCCCUCCAUCCUUCACCACAUUUCAUUAAUUGAUUUUUCCUCUGUGAUAUCGGAGGAAGACUUGACUUCUAAACUGAACCAUGAGGUACAGUCUGUGUCUGAGGACCCCCGUAUCAUGAUCAAGGUAAUGGCAGAGCCUCCAGUCACCAUAGAGGAUGCUCCUGCAGCAGACAAGCUACCAGACAUCCCAGAAAUGCUUCAGGCUAUAGUGGAUACCGUUUUCAAAGUGAGCAUUUUGCCUGGAAAUAUUGGAUACCUCAGGUUUGAUGAAUUUGGUGAAGCUUCUAUGUUGGUGAAAUUAGGAGAGCAGAUUGUCCAAAAAGUCUGGGAUCCCAUCAAAGACACAACAAGCCUCAUUAUAGAUAUACGAUAUAACACUGGGGGACCGUCAGCUGCUGUGCCCAUUCUUUUGACUUAUUUUCAAGAUCCCACCCCGCCGGUUCACUUUUUCACAAUUUACAACAGGAUUACUAACUCCACUAAUGAAUUCCACACGCUUCCCAACAUCCGCGGACAACCUUACGGGUCGAAACGAGGGGUUUAUGUGCUCACAAGCCAGCACACAGCAACAGCCGCAGAGGAGUUUGCGUACCUGAUGCAGUCAAUGAACAGGGCCACUGUCAUCGGAGAAAUCACAUCGGGGACACUGCUGCAUUCUCGGUCAUUCCAGGUCGAAGACACAAAGAUAGUGAUUACGAUCCCAGUCAUAAACUUCUUUGAUAACAGUGGAGAAUGCUGGCUAGGGGGAGGUGUUGUACCAGAUUCAAUCGUUUUAGCUGAUGAGGCUUUGGAGACCGCACAAGAAAUCAUUAGUUUUCAUCCAGAGGUUCAUGCUCUGAUUGAAGAGACCGGGAAACUCUUAGAAGCUCAUUAUGCUAUUCCCGAGGUUGCCACAAAAGUCAAAAGGGUCCUGGAAUCCAAAUGGUCAAACGGCUCCUAUCGAUCUGUGGUGGACUAUGAAUCCCUGGACUCUCAGCUGACCUCAGAUCUGCAGGAGACAUCAGGUGACCAUCGUUUGCAUGUCUUCUACAGUGAGGUUGAACCUGAACUAUUGAAAGACCAAGUUUCCAAAGUCCCAACCGCUGAGGAAAUUGGUUAUAUUGUAGACGCUCUGUUCAAGGUUGAAGUCCUGCCAGGGAAUGUAGGUUACCUAAGGUUUGACUUGAUGGCGGAUGCUGAAAUAAUCAGGGCUAUUGGGCCUCAACUACUGGAUCAAGUCUGGAACAAAAUUGUUGACACAGAUGUUUUAAUCCUUGAUAUGAGAUACAACACUGGGGGUUAUUCGACGGCCAUCCCAAUACUAUGUUCUUACUUUUUCGAUGCAGAACCUGUCCGUCAUCUUUAUACUGUCUUUGACCGGACCAGCGCUACAAUGACUGAGAUAAUGACCCAGCCUUCACUGUUGGGCCAAAGAUACGGGUUGGAAAAAAGCAUUUUCAUUCUCACAAGUCAUAAGUCGGGCUCUGCUGCAGAAGCUUUUACCAGGGCACUGAAAGACCUGGGCAGGGCCACAGUUAUUGGAGAGCCAACUGUAGGAGGCUCUUUGUCAAUAGGUACCUACCGAAUUGGGGAAAGCCAUUUAUAUGCCACGAUUCCCAACCAGGUUGUCCUGAGUGCAGUGACUGGGAAAGUAUGGAGUGUCUCUGGUGUCGAACCUCAUGUUGCAGUUCAGGCUAAUGAUGCAAUGAGUGUCGCUCUUCGUAUCAUCGAUCUCAGAGCAAGAAUCCCCUCAAUAGUCCAGGCUGCAGGGAAGCUGGUUGCUGACAAUUAUGCCUUUGCACACACUGGUGAAAGCGCUGCAGAAAAGCUGGCUCUCCUGGUUCACAGCAGAAAUUACAACGUUAUUGAUUCCGAGGCUGAACUGGCGGACAAACUCACAACUGACCUCCAAGAAUUAACUGGGGACAAAAACAUAAAGGCCUCUUACAUACCAGACCACUCCAAAGGCACUGUCCCUGGAUUGUCACCUGUGCAGGUUCUGUCUCCUGAGAUGUUUGAGGACUUGAUCAAGUCUUCUUUCCACACUGAUGUGUUUGAUAAUAACAUCGGGUACCUUCGGUUCGACAUGUUUGGAGAUUUUGAGCACAUGCCUCAUGUGUCUGUAUUACUUGUAGAACACGUAUGGAAAAAAAUAUCGCACACUAAUGCUUUGAUUAUUGAUCUUAGAUAUAAUACUGGUGGACCUACCUCAUCAAUCGCAGGAUUGUGUUCCUAUUUCUUUGAUGAAGACCAAGCAAUUCUUUUGGAUAAAAUCUACGACAGGCCUUCUAACUUGACAAGCGAUAUGUGGACCUUGUCCCAGCUGACUGGCGAGCGAUACGGCUCCAAGAAGAGCGUGGUCAUCCUGACGAGCGGCGCGACGGCCGGCGCAGCGGAGGAGUUCGUCCACAUCAUGAAGAGGCUUGGCCGGGCGCUGGUCGUCGGGAAAGCGACCCGCGGCGGCUGUCACCCGCCGGAGACGUACCCUGUGGGCGGCUCCCACCUCUACCUGACCCUCCCCACCGCGCGGUCCGACGGCUCCCAGGGGCCCUCCUGGGAAGGGGUUGGAGUGGCCCCCCACGUGGAAUCGGCCCCUGACAUGGCUCUGGACACAGCCAAGCAGAUGCUGAGCAGCCACCUGCACAGUCAAAGAUGAAUCUGGGCACACAGGGCAUGGAGGCUCCAGGAUCUUAACGAUCCCGCGCGUUAGAUUACACGAGCAGGGCCAAGCAUUUGCAUGAAGGUCAAGGAAGAGGGUCUUCUAGCUAUUGCAUGGACAAUGUGGUGAAAAAGUAACUACACCCCCGCAAGAUUUUAGGGUUUAACAUAUUUGGACAUAUUUGACCUUCGCCUAGUCCAAACCAAGUCCUAAUAGGAGAAUAAACUAUCCUUAUUUGACAAAUAACUCACAUAGACUGUGCUUUGCCAUUAUUUAUUUAAAAAAAAACUCAGCCAGCAUUCAAUAUAUUUGCGUGAAAAAGUAUGCGCUUAAUUCAGUACGUUGUGGCACUCCCCUUUAGUAGCAAUAAUUUGAAUUAAACCUUUGCUGCGAGAGUUGAUCAGUCUCUCACGUCACCUGUGAAGAAUUCAGGCCCGUUCUUCCUUACAGAACUGUUUCAGCUCUGUGAUGUUUGAGGGCUUUCUUGUAUGCACAACUCCAUUUAGGUCUGGCCACAGCAUCUAUAUGAGGUUUAUAGUAGGUCUGGACUUUGACUUGGACAUUCCAAAUUCCUGAUUUGUUUUUCUUUUUAAGCCAUUCUGUCAUAGAUGUGCCUGUUGAAUGAUCCGCUUUCGGUUCAGCUUUAACUGUCAGUCUCACAUUUUCCUCUAGAACACUCUGGUAAAGUAUUGACGUUACAGCCGGCUCAAUGAUAGCAAGGUGUCCAGGUUCCGAGACAACAAAGCAAACCCAAACCAUCACCCUCCCACCACCAACAUGUUUGAUGGAUGGUAUGAGGUUCUUCUGGUGAAAGGCAGAGUUUGCUUAUUGCCAAGCAUGACAUUUUGCAUUAUGGCCAAAUAAGUCCAUGUUUCACUCAUGUGUCCAGAUCAAGUUCCACAAGUCUAGUUUUUAAUUCAAGUGCUGUUUGGCAAACUGAAGCUGAACAGUGGAGAGCUGGAUUUUUCUCCUUGCUGUCCUUGCAUGAAACCCAUUCUUAUUCAAUCUUUUCCUGGUGGUGGGCUCAUGAACGCUGACAUCUACCUUAGCGAGAGAGGCCUGUAGAUCCCUUGGGGUUCUAUGAGACUUCCAGGAGGAUUAGAUGGUCAGAUCUUGAAGAGAAAUUGGUAGGAUGGUCAUUCCUGGGUAUAUUGCCAACAGUCUUGAGUUUUCUCCAUUUGUGGAGCAUCUUUCUUUCCGAGGAAUGAUAGACUUCAGAUCGUUUGGAAAUUAAUUUGUAACUCUUCCAAGAUAUAUAUGUAGUAACAAUUCUUUCGCAAGACUGUCACAGAUUUUCUUUUGAUCACGAUGUGUUACCACAAAUGUGACUUCAUAGGACGAGACAGACAACGGUUCUGAUUUUAUAUACUGGUGGAAUCACUUCCACAUGAUCAACUCAUCACUGGCAUAUGUUUUGGUACAGCUGAUUCCAUUGAAUUGAAAUUGAACUGAAUAUAACCUUUUAAUUGAAAAGGUAAAACUACUUACUUUUUCACAUAACGUUAUUGAAUGCAGGUUGAUUUUUUUAAAUAAAUAAUCACAAAGUCAAACUUUUUUGUAUUAUUUGUCAACUGAGUUUAGUUUUACCUACUGUUAGGAGUUGGUACGGACUAGGAGCAGGUAAAAUAUGUCUAAAUAUGUUAAACCAUAAAAUCUUAAGGGGGUGUACUUACGUUUUCGCCACACUGCAAGUCUUUUGUAGUGCUCUGGUCUGUGAAAUAUUACAGGCACUGAUUAACAUACAAUGUAUAUUAAAUCAACAGUAGCAUGGAAGCAGUAGCAACUAACUGUAGCCUAUUAUUUUGCAAACAACCUUUGAAAAAAAUGUUACAGUCAAUUAUAAAGUUUUAGUUUACUGCUGGUUGCUGUGACGUGUUAAAUCAAGCAAUAAGGAAAAUAUUUUGGUGUUUCAGUCUGUAACAUUGUAUGUGUAUGACUAAUGCUACCUAGAAGAAUUAACAAGACAAGACCUAAUUUUUUUUCUGUCGAUUUUUAAAGUAUACACUAAUAUAUAGAACUGACAUUAUUGACUACACAUGAAAAGUGAAAGGGAAUAUUUACAGUACAUUUGCUGGAAAGUAUCAAAUUUCCAUAUGUGAGAACAUUUCAGUGCUGCAUCUCUAUCUUUUCUGCCUAUAUUAUUGUUAAUGUGUAGGUUCUGCCUAUAGCUGUCCUAAUAUACAUUACUAGAAAGAUUCA
Lepisosteus oculatus (spotted gar) is the source of this 5972-nucleotide messenger RNA. It is a transcript of the gene rbp3, whose product is annotated as interphotoreceptor retinoid-binding protein like. Lineage: Eukaryota; Metazoa; Chordata; Actinopteri; Semionotiformes; Lepisosteidae. Gene Ontology annotation, molecular function: serine-type peptidase activity. Gene Ontology annotation, biological process: proteolysis. The record is from RefSeq and is a predicted model, not a curated record.